Molecule: messenger RNA, 563 nt
Organism: Phyllotreta striolata
Lineage: Eukaryota; Metazoa; Arthropoda; Insecta; Coleoptera; Chrysomelidae
Source: the annotation of a GenBank genome assembly
AAAAAAGAAAAGCGCUCUUCAAAUGCUGCCCGACCGGCGACCGCGAAACGUUCGCGAACCGCACGGAAAAUUCCCAUUCUCGCACUAACAUGAGAUGAAAUUACUACGAAUUAUUUGUUUGUUUGUUGCGGCGCUCGGCGAAGGAAUUUGUUCAGACGAGCCGUUUUAUUGUUAUUACUGUCACCAAACGUCCAGGGAGUGCAAUAAUGGCCUCGUGUGGAAUUUGCACAGAGUUAAUUGCAGCACCGAGAAAUGUUUUGUUUAUCAAUAUCAAACUGAAAUGCCGGGCGUGACGGUUUUGGCGACGUUUCGGGGUUGCCAGGUGCACGAAAAUUCGGAAAUCAUGGAAUCAGUGAUAACGGAGAAGCACUAUGUGAAUAAAAAGUACUUUACCACGUGCAAUCGAACGUUGUGCAACAAAACCGGAAAGAUUUCCGCGAACUUCUACGUUCCUUUGAUCAUGUUGUUGCUCCAUCUUUCAGCGCGAGGAUAAAUAUUUACUGCAAUUUCCAUAAUAUUUACGAAUAAACGUUUCAAUUAUUACGUGUAUACAUCGUAUGCAG